This is a messenger RNA of Fomitopsis serialis, 487 nucleotides long. RefSeq lists its product as uncharacterized. The record is from RefSeq and is a predicted model, not a curated record. Bases 1 to 318 code for a protein of 105 amino acids. NCBI's taxonomy places the organism in Eukaryota, Fungi, Basidiomycota, Agaricomycetes, Polyporales, Fomitopsidaceae. The transcript has 4 exons.
AUGAGGCUCCUUCUUUCCUCGUUGAUUGCUUUAUGCAUUACAGCAUGGGCUGCACCGGUCCUCCAGGGCACGUCUGAGCUCGCAGUCCGCGACUUUUGGCCGCGUGCGCCACAUGACAUAGACCUGACACUUGACGGUCAGAAGUACAAGGUGCGGAAGAACGAAUUGCAAGGCGUGCACGGCGUCGUCUAUCAAGUCGUCGAGGGCAAAUUUAAGGGCGGCUACGCAAAGACGAAGAUUUCGGACGACGAAAUCCAUGCGACUUCCGACGUCGGCGCUCUGUGGAAGUUCGGUUUCGACGAACACCACGAGAAGUGAAUCAUCGUGAAGCCAUCCCCAGGCAAACGGCUCGAUCAAACGGCCGCGUAUGCGCAUGUGCGACACAACACGCAGCAAUGUUGGGCGCUGCUGGACCGCGUCGUCGACGUCGCGACGGACGCAAUCAUGGAGACUUACCACCGCACUCACUGGCUUCACCAAGACCCCG